ACAUAUAACAUCAGAUUUACUCGGUUUUUAAUAAUCAAUGCAUUUAUAAGGUUUUUGCAUUUUUUAUUUAUCAAGCGAAAUCUGUGUUUUAAGCGCAUAUAAGUUUAACGCAACUACGGAUUUAUAAAUUCUGGGGCUUUCCAAUAUGGCGUCUUUUGGCUUCAAAAAUUUCGAAAUUUUAUUAGGAGAUGCGCUAUCCAGUUAUUAUAGAGAUCAGUGGCCUUUAUUAGGAACAAAAGUUCCGGAUGAUAAAAUUAUUGUCGGUGUAGUAUGAGAUUUUUACUCCCGUGUUUUUUUACUCCCCAGUAAAAAUAUCAUAUGAAGUUUUUACCGCGGAGUAAAAAAAAGCAUAUGAGAUUUUUACUCUCACUAUUUUAUUUUUACUCUCAAGUUGUUAUUAGCGGAAUUGCAUAUCAAUAAAACAUGCACUCUAGAUUUGCAGACAUUUUUAGUUACUUAAAAUACCAAAUAUAUCCAAAAGAAGUUUUAAAUAAAGGCGAUAAAGCCAAUUUUAGAAGACAAACUAAGCCAUUUAUAGUUGAUAAUAAUGAGUUAUAUCAUUUAAAUAAAGCUGCAAAGAGAAAAGUUAUUUGGAGUAGAGAUGAACAACAAAACAUAAUGAAGUUUGUUCAUGAAGGAAACGAUGUCUCUGUUGAGUCUAAAGCUUUAUCUGGUCAUACAGGUAUUAAUAACACAACCUAUCAAAUUUAAAGUAGAUUUUUCUGGUAUGGAAUAAUAAAAGAUAUUACAACUUAUGUUUCCAAAUGUGACCAAUGCCAAAAGUCAAAGAACAGAAAACUUCAGUCGAAACCAUUGCUGCAAAAUAUUUCAAUUCCUAAAGGCAAUAUGAAGCAGGUAGGAAUCUAUUUAACACAGCUACCAGAAGUUAACGGUUGCAAAUAUCUAGUUGUAUUAAUCGACUACUUCAGUAAAUGGGUUGAAGCUAAAGCUGUGGCUUUUUUUUUGUAUAAACAGAUUUGUCGACAUGGCUGUUUUGAAAUUCAAAUAAAUGACCAAGGUCGUGAGUUUGUAAAUGAAAUUUCUAAAAAACUUUACUCAAAAACAGGAACAAUUUAAAGAAUUACAAGUGCAUAUCAUCCUCAAGCUAAUGGAUUAGUAGAGAGACAAAAUCAAACAAUUAAACGUAUAUUAGUAAAAGUGCUUGAUGAGGCUGCUUUGGAAUGGCCAUACAUUAUUGAUAGUGUUUUGUUUUCUUUAAGAGUUAGAAAGCACAAAUCUACUGGGUUUUCACCGUUGGCAUUGCUUUACCAAAGGGAAGCAGUUCUUCCUAUUGAUAUAGAUUGCAAUUUAAUUGACUUUAAUGAUAGUAACGCUCUUAGCAAUGAUGAUUUCUCUAACAAAAAAAUAGUUUCAGAUACCUUUCAUGCAAUGAAUAAAAUGAAGAAUAAAAUUUUUGACGAUGCUUAUAAAAAUAUUGAAAAAUCUCAAAAAAGACAAAAACAUGAUUACGACAAGAGAAUCGCACCAAAUAAUGAAAUUAGCAUAAAUAAAAAAGUGUUACUAAGAAAUAGCAGACGUGAUGAUAGAAAAGGUGGUAAACUUGUAAAGCCUUGGACUGGACCAUACAUUGUAACUUCUAUUUCUAGCACAAAUAACUGCACUUUGAAAAAUCUAAAAGGUCAAAUUUUGAAAACAAAGUACAACUUGACAAAGUUAUGUUUAUAUAAUGAAAAAAUAACUAAUGAUGAACAAGAAAUCACAUUUGAUGAAAUUAAUAUGCAAAUUUCUAAUGAUAAGAUCGGAAAAUAUGCAACUAUUGAAAUGAGAACUUCUAUUUCUGAAAAAUUUGGAAUUGGUAUUACCAAAAAUAUUUUUAUUGCAGAUGUUAAUCUACUUUCACGUCCGAAACAAAUUCACAAAACCAUAGGUGAUGGUAAUUGCUUUUUUAGGGCAAUAUCGUAUAUCAUUACAGGCAGUGAAUGCAGUUAUGAAAUUAUAAGAAAAAAAGUUGUUAAACAUAUGUGUACUCAUAUUAAUAAUGAAAUGACUUUAUAUAUGAAUCAAUCAAUAAUAACGUAUCUAAAUGAAAGUGGUAUGAGUGAUAACACAACUUGGGCAACUGAUGCAGAAAUAAUUGGGUGUGCCUCGUUCAUGGGUAUUGAUAUAAAAGUAUAUAGCAAAUAUGGAGAGAAGUUGAAAUGGCUGACUUACCCAUGUAGUUUAACACUUACACAGCUUAGUGAACAUGCUAUAUUCCUUGACAAUUCAACUGCAGGUCACUUUAAUGUUGUACUGUUGUAA
This is a messenger RNA of Hydra vulgaris (swiftwater hydra), 2262 nucleotides long. The record is from RefSeq and is a predicted model, not a curated record. NCBI's taxonomy places the organism in Eukaryota, Metazoa, Cnidaria, Hydrozoa, Anthoathecata, Hydridae.